Molecule: messenger RNA, 984 nt
Organism: Staurois parvus
Lineage: Eukaryota; Metazoa; Chordata; Amphibia; Anura; Ranidae
Source: the annotation of a GenBank genome assembly
AGAACGCUGGGGACUGAUGCAGGAAAGUACCAAUGUUAUGUCAAUCUGAAAAAUGACGAAAUCAUCGGCAGCGGCAACAUCGGGGUGGUGGAUGUAUCCAUCCUGGUGCCUCCUUCUAAACCCACCUGUCAACUUAAUGGAAGUCCAUACAUCGGUACCAACAUCACCCUCAGCUGCAGGUCAUCAUCCGGGCAGCCAACCCCCACCUACGCAUGGAUAAAGAAAUCCACGAUCAAUGAGGUUUUCUUUCCGCCGGCCCACGAUUCAGUGAAGGGGACGUUAACUCUGCCGAAUCUUACCAGCAAACACAGUGGAACAUAUGCGUGUACGUCCAGGAACACGGCCGGUGUGGCAGAGUGUACCAUCACAAUGGAGGUGACCUCAGCAUCCAGAGUGGCCAUCAUAGUCGGGGCCGUGGUUGGGACGAUUGUCGGUCUGUGCUGCCUGGCCAUCUUGAUAACCGUUUUGCUCUAUUUAUACCGACGGCAGAAGAAGGAAGCUCAGGAUGAGAUGGAGAAUGACAUCAAGGAGGAUGCAGCGGCUCCAAAAACCCUCACUUGGGUAAAGGCAAAUGGGUCAGACCUUACUUUCAAAAAUGGCACCCUAUCCUCCAUGAACAGCAACCGGGACCACAAGCCUUACCCUCCCAAGUCCCCCUCUGACACCACAUCCAUAAAUACUGCCAUAGGCAGCACCGCCGGCUACAGACCCCCCUAUAUCAGCGACAGAGGCCGAGUCACAACACCGACCCCCAGUAUGUCCAGCCAGUCCCUGCCCGCAUACAUGGCGCCAGUGAAUGGCAACUACUACACUACAGCCGUGCCAACAAGCAGAAGCCCUGCCCAGAAGACCAACGGUGUGGAACAGCAAGCUCCCAGGAAGGAUUUAAACAUUCCGUCUGGGGUGACUCCGUCCAAUCUGGUGCGCAUGGGGGCCGUGCCGGUUAUGGUUCCAGCUCAGAGUCAGGCGGGGUCCUUGGUGUGA